Hyphopichia burtonii NRRL Y-1933 is the source of this 1191-nucleotide messenger RNA. It is a transcript of the gene SOL1, whose product is annotated as Sol1p. The coding region runs from base 1 to 1191 and encodes 396 amino acids. The record is from RefSeq and is a predicted model, not a curated record. The transcript has a single exon. Lineage: Eukaryota; Fungi; Ascomycota; Pichiomycetes; Serinales; Debaryomycetaceae.
AUGCUGAAUCCAUUUGAAUGUGCUAUUGCACCUCCUCUGACUCCUCCUAGAGUUAAGAAUCAUAGAUCUCAUAAGUUAUCAUCACCACCAGAAUUGAAACUUCCUGUUUUCAGUCCAACUACUCCAAGUAGUUGUAAAAAAAACUCCAUGAAGACCCCAAUUUCAACAAAGAAAAACUCAUCAGCAUCAACUACUAAUUCUAAUUCUUAUUUAAGAACCCCAAAUACUUCAAAGAAACCACAACCAACUCGCCAGCUUCAUAAGUCGUCAUCCUCCAAAUCAUUAAGAACUCCAAACUUACCACCAACUCCAGAAUUUACUCCUUAUAAGAAUCAAACCAUGAAAAGAAGCCAACAAGUUGAAGCUAUAAGUUCGUCAGCAUCGAAUUCUUAUUUUGCUCAAACUCAAAACUCCAGACGUUCAUCUAAACCAAAUAAGCAAAGUGGGUCUAAUUCAAAACUGCAUAAAUUAAGUCCAAAACUUGAUUCUUCCGAUAAUGAAACUACGUCAUCUUCAACCAAUGAUUUUGCAUUUGGUAUGUUUUUACCAACUCCUUCUACCACCAAGAAAAGCAAUACUAGUCCUACUCGUAAUCUAACGGCUCCUCCUGCAAUUGAUUUCAGUAAACUUUAUAGCAAUGAGGAAGAAGAAGAUACUUCUUUCCAAGAUGAUACUAAUCUUUCGAUUGGUGAAAGUAUUAAAGUAUCUGAUAUCACUUGUGAUACUACUCGAGACUCUCUUUCACUUCCAAUCUUAAAGGAGUCUUUUAUUUCUCCUCAAAAAGAUACUAAAUCAAUUCAAUCAGAUUCGAUCUUUUUGUCACCUUCCACACCUGGUCCUCAAUUAAUAGAUGAAGAGACCAUCAAUCAUUGGCAUGGUAAAUCUUUUAAUAAUGAGUUCUCAUCUGAUGAUGAGCUCUCCGAUGAAGAUUUCUUCCCAACCUCAAUCACUUUGGAAAAUCCGUUCAUUCAAGAUUCUCCUCCUCGUUUCAAAAGUCACAGCACUCCUACUAUAAAAGUUAAAAAUCCUUUUGACUCUGAAUCUUCUCCAAUCUUGGGUAAAGGCCAAAUUGAUUACUCCACUCACGCAGAAUAUAUCAAUAAUAAAACCGGUGCCGUUAGAAUAGUCAAAUUACUGGAACGUCAAAUGAAAAUUAAGCCAAAAAAAUUAGAUUUUUCUAGUUUGGCUUAG